This is a messenger RNA of Photinus pyralis (common eastern firefly), 1347 nucleotides long. RefSeq lists its product as uncharacterized. The transcript has 4 exons. Gene Ontology annotation, cellular component: transcription regulator complex; nucleus. Gene Ontology annotation, biological process: regulation of transcription by RNA polymerase II. The coding region runs from base 85 to 1347 and encodes 420 amino acids. Gene Ontology annotation, molecular function: DNA binding. NCBI's taxonomy places the organism in Eukaryota, Metazoa, Arthropoda, Insecta, Coleoptera, Lampyridae. The record is from RefSeq and is a predicted model, not a curated record.
ACCAAGCCAGUCCAGUCCAGUCGCGUCCAGUCAAGUCGGACGCUACUGGAUUGCAAAUAUUAAUUUAUCGUUGAAAUAAGGGCAAUGUAUAGAUCUGGUUUCAUACUAAGCGCGUCACGUCCAGUCCGAUCGCGUCAAGACUUGUCAAGACUGAUUGCGACUCAGCCGGUUGAAUUUUUAAUGCCAGUCUUGACAGUCGUGCACUUCAGAAUGGAUGUGGAAACCUUGAUUUCAUUAGUGCAAGCAAAAGAGGCAAUCUACGAUCCUAAACACCCGAAGCACAGAGAUCGUGAUUUCAUUGCUGCCGUGUGGAGAGGCAUAGCCAGAGAAUUAAACACAACUGACGCAGAGGUCAAGGCAAAAUGGCAAAAUUUACGAAGCAAUUACAUGCGAGAAAAACGAAAACUGAAAAGUGUCCCUUCUGGGGCCGCUACAAACAGUGUCCCGAAAAUAACAUGGCCGUAUUUUAAGUUCCUGUGGUUUUUGGAUCCUACAUUAAAACAUAAAGCAACGUCGGGAAACGUUCCGGAAUCCGUCACUGCCAAUACUGAUGACACUUCUGAGGGUCACAUUGAGUCGCAAGAUGAGCUUCAAGAAGAAAGCCAACAGUCGCCCCCAGACUCGCCACGAGCGCUUGAAGAAGACUUUCAUCAGCAGGCAUACGACGUCAUUCGUACAUCAAGUUGCGCUACUCCUGCUUUUGGCUCACUCACUCGAAGGAAACGACAAAUUCAGACAAAUGAAACGGAAAAUGCAAUGCAAGACGUUCAACGCGAGACACAGGGGGAUCGUCAGGAGACGUAUCCAGACAUUCGUUCGCCAAGUGGUUCCACACGUUCUGAUGACUUACUACUUCGGGGGAAAAGACAAAAGAAAAAAAUUGAUACCGAAAAUGAAAUUGAUAGGCAAUACCUUAAACACCUACAGGCAAUUUCGGAUAACGCGAAAGAUGACCAAGAUCCGGACUUAUUGUUUCUACGAAGUUUACUUCCAUCCAUGAAACAACUUGGACCUCUCGAAAAUUUAGAAUUUAAAGGCGAAGUCAUUAAUUUAUUACAGACAAAGAUACGUUCUCAAUCGAAUCCACCAUCAGAUAUCGAUCGGGGCUGUAUACGAACUAUGAAUAUUAACAGGUUGGUUCGGAAAACUUUUGGCUUAUUUAUGUUUCGCCGGACUUGCGGAGCCGGUGUCGAUCAAGGCAGUGAACGGUUGACCAUGAAUUUGAACCUGAAUAAACGGACGAGGGUCGGUACUUCGUAUCGCAGCAGCAGUGGGAGAAAUGUUAUUAGACCUACGGAAACUAUGGAUAAGGAGAUACAUCAAGUUGAAGUUUCGAGUUUUUACUGA